Molecule: messenger RNA, 1341 nt
Organism: Meleagris gallopavo (turkey)
Lineage: Eukaryota; Metazoa; Chordata; Aves; Galliformes; Phasianidae
Source: RefSeq, a predicted model, not a curated record
AUUACCAGCUCUCUUUCUUUGCAGCCUUUUCCAGCACUACUGCUAUACCCGAGGCGGCAUGCGCCAUACUUCCUACACUUGCAUCUGUGGCAGUGGGGAGAACUCAUCUGUUCUGCACUAUGGGCAUGCUGGAGCCCCAAAUGAUAAGACUAUUGAAGAUGGAGACUUGUGCCUGUUUGAUAUGGGAGGAGAGUAUUACUGCUAUGGUUCUGACAUCACCUGCACCUUCCCUGCAAAUGGAAAGUUCACUCCUGACCAGAGGGCUAUCUACGAAGCAGUGUUGAAGUCAUCACGUGCUGUCAUGAAAGCAGUCAAACCAGGGGUCGCCUGGCCUGAUAUGCACCGUCUGGCUGACCGAGUCCAUCUGGAGGAGCUGACUAAAAUUGGCAUUCUGAAAGGCAACGUAGAUGACAUGGUGAAGGUUCAUCUGGGUGCAAUAUUUAUGCCACACGGACUUGGACAUCUACUUGGAAUCGACGUACAUGACGUUGGAGGCUACCCAGAGGGGGUGGAACGCAUUGACCUGCCAGGGCUCCGAAGCUUGCGCACUGCCCGGAACCUGGAGCAGGGCAUGGUGCUGACCAUCGAGCCAGGGAUCUACUUCAUCAACCACCUCUUGGACCAAGCACUCCGUGAUCCUGCACAGUCCUGCUUCAUCAACAACGAUGUCCUGCAGCGUUUCAGAGGAUUUGGUGGCGUCCGGAUUGAAGAUGAUAUUGCGGUGACAGCCAGCGGGAUGGAGUUGCUGACGUGCGUCCCACGUACUGUGGAAGAAAUAGAGGCUUUCAUGGCAGAAGGCCAAGGCAGUGCCAAGUCAUUUGGCUCCUUGUCCAGCCAGAAGGAGUAAGCUUCAGGGUGAUGCUGAAUGUCCACGCUGAUCAGUCAUCGUUCUGAUUUAAUACUGCAGCAUAUAAAAUAACAUGCAUCCAAUUCUUCAUAGGGAGAAGAGGGCAGGCUAUUAGCUGGAUUGAUUCAUUAAUUAAAAAUGAAAGUAGAAGGCUUCAGCACUGGAUAUCCAUAUACCUCCAACGUCGCUGCUUUGCAGGCAGCAGUUGACAUAACAGGUGCCACCUGAAUAACCUUGCUACAGCAAUGAUUUCUUCCAGUUAAAUCUGAAUUUUGAUGAUAGACACUCUUUAAAAUACAGGUGAUCUGAAUGCUGCCAGCAGUUGUAACAACCUAAGUCGUUUAUUAAGCUUUAUUACAAGUAUCGCAAAAAAGAGAAAAAAAUCAGCUCUUCUCAGUGGACACAAUGACACUUAUAUUUUUCUUAUGGAUCUUAUAUCAGUGACAGUGGGGUAAGCAGAAUGAAAUUUGUAUUAAAAUUCACCCUUGGCAUCA